Arachis stenosperma is the source of this 408-nucleotide messenger RNA. RefSeq lists its product as uncharacterized. The transcript has a single exon. Bases 1 to 408 code for a protein of 135 amino acids. Gene Ontology annotation, molecular function: calcium ion binding. NCBI's taxonomy places the organism in Eukaryota, Viridiplantae, Streptophyta, Magnoliopsida, Fabales, Fabaceae. The record is from RefSeq and is a predicted model, not a curated record.
AUGAGCGAAGAGGUUAUUAACAGCACCACCGUAACGAAUUUCAUUGACGACAAAGAUGGCUUUGACAAAUUUGUCCAGGAAUGUUUCGACAUGGUGGACGAAAAUGGGGACGACAUGCUUUCCCUUGAGGAAGUACGUGGUGGAUUCCGAAAGCUUUUGCCAUUCGGUUCGGAGUCACAACCAAUGAAGCCAAUGGAUGAGGGCAUGUUGAAGUUAAUAUUCGAGAGGUUCGACCAGGAUAAAAACGGAAAACUCGAUAUAACGGAGUUUAAGUCAUUGAUGACGGAGAUCAUGAACGCCGUAGCCCGUGGGAUUGAUGGAUUUCCAAUCAUUGUCAAUCUUGAGAAAGAUAGCAUGCUGAUGAACGCAAUUCAACAUGAAUUGGUCACACAAUCAUCAUCUAAGUAA